GAUUCUUGCAGAGAGGCUCAGACCGACUGUCCCGCUUCCAACUGCAGAAGACCUGCAGAAGGUUUGCGAUCAGCAAAGCUUUCGCCAUGUUAGCCAAUCAGAAGCUUCUAAUUGAGACCAUGCAGGCAUGUCACAGGCACAAUGAGAACAUACUUUCGCUGGUCAGCAAAGUGUGCGCCAAGAUGAGUCUGGCAGACAUCGGCUCCGAGUGUGAGCAGGUUCGUGAAGUUCUGAAGGACACUGGCACCAUGUUCUCAACUCUUCAAGAUGCCUCAACUGCGGAUUUAUCACAAGUCUUGGGCGAUGUGAAGAAGUACGCUGCCGAAGUGGUGACGCAGGAGUCUCGCGAGAUGCAGUCGGCUCUGCACAAGAAAACCGAUGCCCUAACCCAGGACGUGAACGAACGCUUCAAGAAGCUUGAGGCCCGGGUGCUCUCUGACUUGGGUAGUGGUGAAGGUGAACCGAAGGGUACGAAGGGUGACAGCCAACUCCUGAAGAAGAUGACAAAUCGGAUGAGUGACUUUGAAUCUCAAGUUUCUGCACAAAUCCAGCAGCUGACCCAGGAUGUGGAGAAGAAGAUUUCCUUCUUGGGCUCUCAGCGUGCAGGUGCCGACACCGUACCAGGUUUGGAAAGCUUAGCACAGGAUGUGGACACGGUGAAGUAUGACAUUGGAGAGCUGAAGGACUUGUUGAACGGCACCAAGAACGACACUUCCCAAGUUAAGCGAAUUGUAUUGGCUUGCGAGAGGGAUAUGGAGGAUUUUACCGCUGCCAUGGAUGCCGUGAAUGUGGAUUUGGACGAGAUGCGUGCACGAGUGGAUUCGACGCAUUCCAUUAUCACAUCUCGGCAGCGCGUGGAGGCGACGGUCACCGCUGAGAUUUCCACAAUCCGAUUGGACAUGGGUGACAUGCAAGAGGCAUUGAAAGCGCACGAUGCCUGGAUGGAGGAUGUCUCCCAAAGUUUACAGGAGGUUCACGAACGCUGCCAGCAGCUUUCAGAGGACAUCGGUGAACAUGCACAAAACACUCAAGCAAAACUCGAAGCGAAAACCGACGUCACUGCGUGGAAUGACAUGAACGACGACAUCGAUUCCUCUAUCAAGACUGUAAGGGAUAUGGCAUCAGCCCUCCGUUUGGAGGUUGACAGCAGGCGACGCAAGGUUGAUGAAGAUGUGGGAAGCUUGCGCGAGCAGCUUAAAACUUUGGCCGAGAGGGUGGACGCCAAUGCUUCAAACAUUCAGCGCUAUGUGGAUGACACGCACCAGAUUGUCUCGCAGCGUUUGGACGAACGUGUGCAGCACUGCAAGGAUCUGGAGAACGCCUUGGGCCGUCACAGCGAGACCCACCAGCAGAUUCACUCUAAGAUGGAUACCCACCGAGAAGACUUUGAGACAAGGACGUCUCAGCUGGAAGCACACCUGCAAAAGCAAGACGAAGAUUUGCACAAGGAGGUGAACGAUCGCAUUGAUGGUGUUGAGCGGCGCAACUCCAAUCUCUCAAAGGAGAACUCGAAGCGCCUGAAUGCCUUGGACCUACGCAUUGCUGGACUACAAGGAGCCAGUGGAGAAUCGAAGAGGGACAUUGGAAAGCUUCGAGAUGAGGUGAACAAUUUGACGGUGAAAAGUGCAGCGCAUGACGUGGACAUUGGCAAGAAUAGCGACGACCUCCGGAAGCUUGAGCGCCAACGUGUGGAGGACAACCAACGCCACAAGCAGGAUGUUGACGGCAUUUACGAGGAGCUUGAUCAGAAGGUCUAUGAGAAGAACUUUCAGAAUUUGGAGGACAAUGUCACCAAGCUCACUCGUGGCACAGUGAAGCUCUGUCAGGUGGUUGGAGUCUUCCCGGGUGCUCGAAUGAAUGACGGCACGGAGGAAGAGCUGGACGUGGAUGUGGAACUGCUAAACUGGGAGGAUUGCGCGCAGAACCUGGUGAGCCGCGUGGACAAGACCUGGCGCCAAGUUUCUUCGCAAAAAUACCGCAGCAUUCUUGAUUUGCUUGGAAAAAAGGCAGACCACUCAGUCUUGCGGCUACUUCAAAUCUCACAGCAACAUAUUGAGAGCCAACUGGAUCGCGUGCGUCAUGAACGAGAGCUGUGGAAGGAAGUUGUGGACAAGCGGGCGCAACAACCAUUGCAACUUGCCCUUACGCUGAAGGACCCGCACACUGGGCAACCUUUGCCUGGACCUCCAGGAUAUGGCCUUCCAGGAUUGGAUGGAAAUUCAAUGGGAGGGCCCUUAUCAGCUCGAGGGCUUCCCACCAUGACGGGAGACCCCAUGAUGCAGCUUGGGCCUGCAGGACAAGGCAUGGGUCCAGAUCAGCCAAAGGCCUCCCCAUUGGCCAAGCGCAUUGCACGACCUCCACAGGGGCCACCUGCACCAAAGGCCUCCUGAAUGCAAAGAAUGUUUAUUGGUUUCUCAAUCUAAUUCGUGCCUUCCGCAAAGUAUGCUGAUCCUUUCGAAACUGAGACCGGGUUGGGAGUCUGGCUUUUGCAAGAACAUAUAUAAAGCUCUGCAAGAACAGACUCACAUCAUGCUUUGGCCUUCAAGAGAUUGGUGAAGAAUCCCAACCUAAAGAUCAUGAGUGCCGGUAUUGCAUUCAACUCGAGUGUCACGAUCCUUAGCAGCACUUGAAACAAAGCAAGUGUCAACUGCCAAGUCUGCAACAGAUUUGUUUUGUACCUUGGACAAUUCGGCCAGAGGCAUCGCCUGUGGAAAGCCUAGGUGUUUUUGCUUCCUAGCUGCUCCUAGCUUCCUGCAUUGGCUCCGCAUCAAAACACCUCAACUCUGA
Messenger RNA from Durusdinium trenchii, 2787 nucleotides. The record is from the annotation of a GenBank genome assembly. NCBI's taxonomy places the organism in Eukaryota, Dinophyceae, Suessiales, Symbiodiniaceae.